CGCCAGGGUCUGGCCGCGCUGGCUGUAGGCGCGCUUCUAGUCUCCGUGUGAAUCGGGUGCGCGAACGUCAAGUCAGUCCGCCGGUCCGCCAGACAUGGCCAACUUCCUGCUGCCCCUCGGCGCCGUGGCGCUGGUGCUCGCCCUCUUCUCGCAGCCCGGGUACGGGCUGACGUGCUACGAGUGCAACUCCAAGAACGACAGCCGGUGCGCGCUGGACCUGCCGCCGGACUCCCUCAAGAAGGACUGCAGCGAGCACAUCGAGGGCUCCAAGUACACCAUGUGCCGGAAGAUCACCCAGUCCAUCGACUUCGAGGUCAACGGAUUGCCGCCGGACAGCCGCGUGAUCCGCAGCUGCGGCUGGGACGAGUCCUCCUACAAGGGCAAGUGCUACCAGCGCUCGGGCUUCGGCGGUCGCCAGGAGGUGUGCUCCUGCCUCACCAACAACUGCAACGGCGCGGCCAGCGUCGCCGCCAGCGCGGCCGCCCUGCUGGGCUCGCUCUUCGUGGCGGCCGGCUACGUCCGCUACUGAGUGCCCCGUCCGCCGAGGAGCGACACCCUGAGGCGCUAGAGCGCCACGCCGAGGAGGUCGAGGCCCUGUGACGGCCGCCGGCCAGGCCUUGGGGCAGGCCUUGGGGCAGGCCACCCACCACCGCCGUGGCUUCCACCGCCACGCCCCGCACCUGGCCGGGGCGGCUGACGCGAGCCUCCGCCUUGCAGUGUGCCGGGUGCCGCCGGGCGUCGUCCGGGCGGUCCGGGCCGGGCCUCCCCGCCGUGGACGGCCGUGGCCGCGGACGCGCGCACGACGUUCGGCGGGCCCGCCGGCAUCGCGUGCAUCGGCAAGCUUGUGCCAGGGACUAAGACGAUAGUGAUCUCGAUGGACACCAUCAGAGCGGGAGUGGGCCGACCACCCAAGCCCGUCCCAGGGGCCGCUGCGGCAAGGACAAGGACGGCCUCUCCCGAAGAACAAGAACAAGAACAAGAGCCACCUCGAAGGACAGCCCUUGCCGCGGGGGCGGCCAGCGGCCCCGUGGGCAACGACAGCGGAGCCGCGGAGCCUCUAGACUAGACCUUAGUGAUCUCGGAUGUGAUCGCGUGGCGUGGUGCCGGCGGGCCGACGAUGCUGGCGGGGCGGGGCGGGGCGGGGGGCCCCGAGGGGCGACAUCGGCCUCGGCGCCCAGCCCCAGCCACGACGGCCUCGGAGGCCUCGGCCCGCCGGGACGACGCGGCCACUGAGUGUGGCGCACGAGACGGGACAGAGACGAAGGCGCACGCCAUGCGCACGCCGUGGGCCAAAGCCUUCGCCCAUUCAAUUUCUGUUGUUUUUUGUUUGUUUUGUUUUGACAGUGUGCUGGAGAGGUCCGCGCGGCGCCGCCCUGUCCGACUGCGCGGCGCGGCGCGCGGCCGACGGUUGGCCGCGGGGUGGUGGCGCGCGGACAAGGGAGGGUGGAACCCGAACCCGGUGCCGGGUUCAAAGGGGCAAAUCGGACUGAGCUCACCUUUUGAAAUCGUAUUGCUCAAAUCUAUCUUUGUCCUUUGUUAUUUUCCACCUUGGUAGAUUUCUCGAUGCGGUCCGCAUAAAACAAUUAGUUCCUAAAUCGUGUUCUGAAAUGCGGCUACCACCAAUAAAUUAAUAAAAUUGCAACUCCAAAUAAUAUCUUCUUCUUUCUGAUUAUUUACACCAGUAAUCGUAAUUUCUUGGUUUCGUUUUAGAGACUGCGUAUCCAAAACGUCGGAUGUGACGUGAUGUAUAUAUCAUUAAAUUAGUUAAAAACAAUGUUAGAGGAAAUAUGGAAGCCCGUGGGUCGCCCUUCAGGGGGACGAAAAUCGCCCCGAAAAAAUUCCCUCAACAGUUGUGCCGGCGACGGCACGACAUGUUGAAACUCAGUCAUUCCGUCUGUCUUUGCAACCCCUUUCUGGCCACGAACUGCGACUCCACACUGCCACACUUGAACCAGCUAAUCGUCACUCCGAUAUAUGGAAGAAAAAGUCGGGUAGAUAAAGUAAAGUAAAAGAAGCUAGUCCUGUAAAACGAAUUAGGUGAUCACAGCAGUGGUAGAACCCGGUUUCCUUUCUGUACGACUUUUAUGUUGCAAUGCACGGCUUGUUCUGUUGCAACCUUUUAAUUUAGGUUUAUAUUAUUUUUAAGUAAUUUACAGUGAAUGUGUUGCGAAUUUUUUUUCCGGAGAUUGAAUAGAGAUUAAGUUUUCUGGCAUAAUGAACGCAUUUGGAACGAAAGUGCCGCCUUGAGUUUAACAAGGCCGAACGAGACGUGCGAGGGACGAAUGGGUUUGGAAAUUACUGAGGAAAGAGGCGUUACAUUAGUGUACAAGGUUGUUUUUUUUUGUAAUACUUUAUUUCUCGUUUCGUUGCCUCCUUUAUGAAAUAUGGCGAACAUACUACUUGUUCAGCGUACACCUGUGAUCGCGUGUAGAUUAAAUAAACUAAACUGAAAAUUCGUA
Molecule: messenger RNA, 2459 nt
Organism: Thrips palmi
Lineage: Eukaryota; Metazoa; Arthropoda; Insecta; Thysanoptera; Thripidae
Exons: 3
Coding region: 95-529 (144 amino acids)
Biological process (GO): sleep; regulation of synaptic transmission, cholinergic; positive regulation of voltage-gated potassium channel activity
Source: RefSeq, a predicted model, not a curated record